Solanum dulcamara is the source of this 649-nucleotide messenger RNA. RefSeq lists its product as uncharacterized. The coding region runs from base 24 to 515 and encodes 163 amino acids. The transcript has 2 exons. The record is from RefSeq and is a predicted model, not a curated record. NCBI's taxonomy places the organism in Eukaryota, Viridiplantae, Streptophyta, Magnoliopsida, Solanales, Solanaceae.
UGUGUGAAGAUUUGUCAGUCGGAAUGUGUGCCUAUUCAGUUGCUUUCUCAGGGAAGCGUUGCUCUUUGGAGACUUAUGAAUCAAGUGAGGGAACAACAAGGUACCAAUGCAAGACCUCAGAUGUGUUGGUAUCCAAUAUUGGCAUAACAAAUUUGAUUGAAAGUGAUGAGUGUAUAAGUGCUUGUGGAGUUGAUAGGAACUCUGUUGGCAUUUCUUCUGAUUCACUUUUUGAAUCAACAUUCACUUCUAAGCUUUGCUCUCAACAAUGCAACCAAAAGUGCCCCAACAUUGUUGAUCUUUACUACAACUUGGCUUUGGGAGAAGGGGUGUAUUUGCCAGCAUUUUGCAAGGGAAGAAAUUUGAAAGGACGCCGUGAAAUGAGCCAAAUCCAAAGUUCAGGUUUGGCGUUUGCACCUUCAGCUGCCUGGGACAGAUAUGGUCGACAGUUGAGUGAAGGCCCUGCUGCAAGUGCUGCAUUCACAUUCGAUGAUUCGGAGGCUGAUUCUCCAUGGUGAUCAUGAAGCUUUUCCAAUUGCAUUACUAAGGGGUUCAUAUGUUACUCUGUUUACAAAUUAUCCUUUUUGUUGGUUUGCUUUUUAUUAAAUAAUCUGUAGAAGUUUGAGGAUUACUUCAGUUGUCUCCUUAUAUG